Molecule: messenger RNA, 810 nt
Organism: Coccidioides immitis RS
Lineage: Eukaryota; Fungi; Ascomycota; Eurotiomycetes; Onygenales; Onygenaceae
Exons: 5
Coding region: 1-810 (269 amino acids)
Source: RefSeq, a predicted model, not a curated record
AUGAAGUUUGUCAGCGCUUUCAUCGCUACUAUAAUUGCGGCACGCACCUUGGGCCUCGACAUCCCGGAGUGCGCGACACGAUGUUUUGAAGUUGCAGAAUCCAAUCUUGGAUGCAAUGUUCCAAUUCAGUACAGCUGUCUUUGUGUACUUUCGCCCGUUAGCAAUGAUUUUCACCAUUUGAACGUCGAGACGCAUCAAAUGACAAGGAAGGUGAGGCACUUUUGGGAUAACAAGUCAUUUUUUGGCGUCUUUGUUAAAAUUUCGAUUCUAUGGGCUGGCAUGGCUAAGAAAAAUCAAUCCCGCAUCGCAGCGGUCCAUCCCCACGCAGCUAAGCAACGCCGGACCUGGCCAAAGGUAGUUAGCAACGCUUUCGUUUUCGCGUUCUGCUGCUUGAGUAUGAGUCUUGUGGCGGUUAUGGUUUGGUCACUUAUCAGAUUCUGGAGGACAGUUUUAAAUAUUCGGCCCCGAAACCAGGCUGCUACCGCGAACCCAAAUUACGUUGGCAAACGAGCAGUACAAAGGGAGGACAUCGAGGGUUUAUCUGAUCUUGGAUGUCACAGGGAAGGAUUUGCGCAGGUUAUCUCCCACCAGCAUGCUGAUGUUUCGCUGCAGAAAACGGUUUCGAAGGCUUUUGCCCUUGCAAGCACUGCGGGUCCAGUUACGACUCGGCUAUGCAAGAUCACGAGUAACCAAAACUGGCUGGGCCAGGGUCAUUGGCCCGGGACGAAAGGGGAUGCAUCCAUAUUUGCCUGCUCGCAAUCCACAAUGACAUUAGCUGGGGGAUUUGACUGGAAUAUAAAAUAUCGUUGA